Molecule: messenger RNA, 376 nt
Organism: Aspergillus versicolor CBS 583.65
Lineage: Eukaryota; Fungi; Ascomycota; Eurotiomycetes; Eurotiales; Aspergillaceae
Exons: 1
Coding region: 112-315 (67 amino acids)
Source: RefSeq, a predicted model, not a curated record
AUGUGGAUGUGGAUGUGGAUGUCCUGGAUGAUAUGAAAUGAUAUGAUGUUAUGAUGGAAGGAUUCCUGUACUUAUUUCUUAUCUCUUGUUUAUUUUCCGCGUGUACGCGUAAUGAAUAAUGCCCUUGAUUGUUAUUGUUAUUUUUUUCUAUUAUUAUUCCUCAGAUAUUUGACAAUAUUUGACACAUUCCUCUCGGCCGUUGUUGAAGGAUCGAACUUACUACGAAAGGAUGGAGGAUCCCGUCUCCCCCGAAACGGUCAAGUGUUCACCAAAAGUACCUUAACCUUACCCGAUGAGACAAUGACAAACUUAUGAGUUAUGAUGACAAGAUAAGAAUCAGCAGCAGCAGCAGCCAAUAAGCAUAAUUGGAAUUCGG